Messenger RNA from Pogonomyrmex barbatus (red harvester ant), 378 nucleotides. RefSeq names its product defensin-like. Lineage: Eukaryota; Metazoa; Arthropoda; Insecta; Hymenoptera; Formicidae. Gene Ontology annotation, biological process: humoral immune response; defense response to bacterium. The record is from RefSeq and is a predicted model, not a curated record.
AUGAAAAAUUUUCAAAAUGAAGAUUGUAUUCGCUCUCUUGUUUUUGGUUGCAGUUGCCUUCCCAUUGAAGAUGAAUCGAAAUCCCAACCGGCAAAUGAGAACAAAUUGUUGAAUUUGGAACAUCAUCCUGUCGAACAACAUCAUCGCGAACGUAGAGCGACUUGUAAUCUUUCUAUUGGUACUCGUACCGCUUGCAAUACUCAUUGCAGAUUUAAAAAAUACAAGAGAGGAUACUGCAAUAAAAUUUGCGUUUGCACCAAUAAGUAGAGGAUUGGUCAAUCCUAAUCUUGAUAAUAUAAUAAUUUUCCUGGGAAGAGAUUAGAUUAAAAUUUAAUCGAAAUGUGUCACAUAUGACCUAUCCAUUCUGGAAUUUUAACG